Messenger RNA from Sinocyclocheilus anshuiensis, 1820 nucleotides. Its product is annotated as arfaptin-2-like. Gene Ontology annotation, molecular function: phospholipid binding; protein domain specific binding. Bases 280 to 1410 code for a protein of 376 amino acids. The transcript is spliced from 10 exons. Gene Ontology annotation, cellular component: trans-Golgi network membrane. The record is from RefSeq and is a predicted model, not a curated record. Gene Ontology annotation, biological process: intracellular protein transport; regulation of Arp2/3 complex-mediated actin nucleation. Lineage: Eukaryota; Metazoa; Chordata; Actinopteri; Cypriniformes; Cyprinidae.
GGCGCCUGUCGUCAGAUCCGCAAAGCAUUUCGGUCUACUGGAGGCUGAUUCGCCCAAUAAUACAAACAAACCGCCAGUCAUAGUGGAAUCGGUUGAACAUGCGAAAAGCCGCCUGCUUAUGAAUUAACAUAAAUUUAGCCUCCAUGAAUGCAUGCUUUUAUUAUUUCCUCACUCUUUUGGAAGUGGCAGUAUAUAAUUGCGCAUGAACUGGGAUAAAAUAUCCAGCACGCGUGACAAAUAGCUAAUCCUACAAUAGGAAACACACAGUAACACUCCAGUAUGGCGGACAGUUUGAUGAGUAAAGCAGCCACUAUGGAGAUUCCUAUUAACAGUAAUGGGGACUCUAGGAAUCUGGCAGAAGAUGACAGCCUGGAGCAGGCUGCAAAGAUUCAGUGGAGCUUAAGAGAGAAGGACUUACAGCAGGUCAUGGUGUCUGGGCCCAACCUAAAUGAGACCAGCAUUGUAUCAGGUGGUUAUGGAGGUACAAAAGAAGGCAUCAUUCCGACCAGUUCCAUCAAAGGCCCUGCGGUCCGUCUUAACACUGACUUUUUGGGCAACAGACGCAUUCCAAAUGAAGGGCAAGGGUCCAACAUGCAUCACGGCAGUAGCAAUUCCUCCAUGACAGCAGAAGAGGCCACAAGAGGUGUUGCUGUGGAGAAAUUUGACAUCGUGAAGAAAUGGGGCCUGAACACAUACAAGUGCACCAAACAGAUGAUCUCUGAGAGGUUUGGCCGUGGCACACGUACUGUGGAUUUGGAACUGGAGGCUCAGAUCGAGGUUCUGCGGGAAACCAAACGGAAGUAUGAGAACAUGCUGCAUUUGGCUCGAGCGCUAACCAACCACUUUUACAGCAUGGUGCAGACGCAGCACGCCCUCGGAGACACUUUUGCCGACCUCAGUCAGAAGUCUCCAGAACUUCGGGAUGAGUUCGGAUAUAAUGCAGAAACACAGAAGUUGUUGUGCAAGAAUGGAGAGACUCUGCUCGGUGCCAUCAACUUCUUUGUGUCCAGCAUCAACACACUGGUGAACAAAACAAUGGAAGACACAUUGAUGACUAUCAAGAUGUAUGAGAAUGCCAGGCUCGAGUUUGAUGCAUACAGGGCAGAUCUGGAAGAGUUGAACACGGGCCCACGGGACGCUGUUACUAUGGCUCGUAUCGAGGAUGCUCAGCAGCUGUACCAGAUCCACAAGGACAAAUAUGAACGUCUCCGCAGUGAUGUCAGCAUCAAGAUCAAGUUCCUGGAAGAAAACAAGGUCAAAGUGAUGCACAAGCAACUUCUGCUGUUCCAUAAUGCCAUCUCUGCCUACUUUGCUGGAAACCAGCAACAGCUGGAACAGACCCUCAAGCAGUUCAACAUUAAACUCAAACCACCAGGGGCUGACAAACCUUCUUGGCUGGAGGAACAGUGAAAUGCCCGUUUACCCCUGGCUUCCUGUUACAUGUCUUUAGCCACACAGAGCAACACCGUAGGACCACAAGAGACCAGCAUUCUGAGAUGCUAGUAGAGACAGGGGCUCCAACAAAGCCUCCUUCACACUAGCUCUCUCUAUACUUCUCUUCCUUGAUUCUUCUCCUCCUCCUCCUCAACCGGUUCUUGCUCUGAGACUCUUUUCAAGUGUCUGAAUAGUUACCUCUAGUAUGUAACCGGUCCUUAAGGCUCCAAUCAAAUGUCAAAGGCAUCCGUUUCGGCUUCAUCCCUGUAAAUAUCAUUAAACCAACUGAAACAAUCUUUCUGAUAUAUCAGUCAGAACAGCUUUUUUUCCAGAUUUUUUUUUCUCUCUCUCUCUGUCUCUGUCUCUCUCUCUCUCUCUCUCUCAGU